Messenger RNA from Helobdella robusta, 906 nucleotides. RefSeq lists its product as hypothetical. Bases 1 to 906 code for a protein of 301 amino acids. The transcript is spliced from 7 exons. Lineage: Eukaryota; Metazoa; Annelida; Clitellata; Rhynchobdellida; Glossiphoniidae. The record is from RefSeq and is a predicted model, not a curated record.
AUGACAAGAGCAAUUUCAUACAUCCAUCUUAAUUCAUCCCAGACGUCGGUAAACAAACACGGCCAGGGUGUCCACGCCCUACAUAGCCCUGACCAGAAAUUCAACAUCAACGAUUGGUUGAUUGAUUUAAAACGUAAGAGAACUUGGCAAGAAGUUUAUUGGCUCGUGUGGGGGUGCUCUAACUAUCUGACCUGUUGCAAAUGCAAACAGGGCUGCAAAACAAGAUGCCACGUUGUUUUUGAGACUACCAGCGAUACAAUUGAAAACAAAGUCGAUAAUAUAAAUAGCCAGGAUAGCAUUUACAGUUGUGCUGACAGAAAUAACAAAAACAACAACAACAACAACAUCAACAUUAGCCACACCAACAGCCAAGUUUACCAACUCCUUCUGGCUCAUAAAGAUCUUAUAGUUCAACAAAAAAAUAAUUCAGAGACACAGAGCUUAACCCCAUUAGAUAUUUUUAGCAUCGAGGGAAAACCCAACAUCACCAACAACAACAACAGUACUAUGACGUCAUCGUCGAAACAGCCAAUCAAAUCAACAUCAUCAUCGUCGUCAACAACUACAGCAAACACACCAACAACGACAAAAUGUGUGAACGGUUCUUCAAAAUGGAUAGAUGUUUCGAAUUCGAUUUGGGACGCCUUUGAUGGGUCAAACGACAGUGAUAUCUCGAAAUCAUUAGACAACGACAAAUGGAUAUACAGCGAUGAUGAAGACGAUGAGGAUAAUGAUGACGACGACGACAACGAAUGCAAACGAAAAGAUAUAACAGCCAAAAUCCAGAUGAAAGCGGAGAAAUUAAAGACUAAAAAACAUAGCUGCGCAAAUCUAACAAGUACAAAAUGGGAUUGUUCCAAAUCCUUCCGAUGCAACCAGGAUGCCCAAAGGCAGGAAGGUGAAUGA